Talaromyces rugulosus is the source of this 1494-nucleotide messenger RNA. RefSeq lists its product as uncharacterized. The record is from RefSeq and is a predicted model, not a curated record. The transcript is spliced from 7 exons. Gene Ontology annotation, molecular function: transmembrane transporter activity. Gene Ontology annotation, biological process: transmembrane transport. Gene Ontology annotation, cellular component: membrane. Lineage: Eukaryota; Fungi; Ascomycota; Eurotiomycetes; Eurotiales; Trichocomaceae. Bases 1 to 1494 code for a protein of 497 amino acids.
AUGGCGGACAGAAAAAGCGUGGACUCGCAGCAAGAAGUUGUCGAAGAUGUAGACAUCACCUUGAAAGGCCUGCCACUCUCCGCGGAGUCGGCCAUGCCCCCGGCCCUUGCUGCUCUCAGCGAUGAGGAGUAUGCUCGGGUUGGCAGGAGUGCCGUAUGGAAGCUCGAUCUGCGCGUGAUGCCCGCGGUUUCGAUCAUGUACAUUUUGAAUUAUCUGGAUCGCCAGAACAUUGCCAGCGCGAAGUUAGCAAAUAUCGUGGAAGAUCUACACAUGACCAGUGUCCAAUUCCAAACCUGCGUCAGUCUGCUAUUUGUUGGAUACAUUUUGAUGCAAGUCCCCUCGAACAUGAUCGCCAGCAAGACCAAGUAUCCCGGGAUCUAUCUUUGUGCAGCAAUGGCCGUCUGGGGUAUUAUCUCCGCCUGUACCGCCGCAGUUCAGAGUUUUUCCGGUCUGGUAGCAGCUCGUUUCUUCCUCGGAUUUGUCGAAGCUGCUUUCCUACCUGGUGUUGUGUAUUAUAUUUCGCUCUUCUACAACCGACAGCAAAUCACCUUGCGCACAGCUAUCUUCUACUCGGGCUCUCAAAUUGGCAAUGCCUUUGGACCUUUGUUGGCAAUAGGGAUCUUGGAAAUGGACGGCAUGCAAGGAAUCAGUGGAUGGCGGUGGCUAUUUAUCAUCGAGGGCGUGGCCACCGUUUUCUUUGCAAUCGUAUUUGCCGUGAUAAUGCCGAGUUCUCUGCAGGGAAUCGGAGGAACGAGUGAACUGGAAAGCGAAUAUCUGCGGUACAACUAUGCCAAAGAUAUUGGACAACAGGACCACAGAGAGGAAGCAAGUGCCUGGGCUGGCGCGAAACUUGCCGUCCAAGACCCCAAGACAUGGCUGCUUAUGGCAACUUUGUGGGCGACAUAUGUGUCCGCAGCAGUGGUGAAUUGGUUCCCAUCGGUUGUUGCUACGCUCGGGUAUGAUCGAAAUACAACUUAUGGUCUUACUGCUCCACCUUAUAUCCUUUGUUGCUUCGUCAUGCUCCUCAAUGGAUUCCACUCCGACAAGAAACAAGAGCGGUUCCUGCAUGUAGCCGUCCCACUGGCAGUGGCUGUGGUUGCCAACAUUGUCGCCGUUUCUUCUCUCAACACCGGUGCUCGAUACUUUGCCAUGAUGCUCAUGCCCGGUUCGUGUUAUUCAGCCACCGCUGUGAUCCUCUCCUGGAUCACAGGGUCCAUCUCGCAACCCGCCACGAAGCGUGCGGCAGCUAUUGCUCUUAUCAACGCCGUGUGUAAUACUCCAAACAUCUGGACAUCGUACAUUUACUUUGGCGCGCCGCGCUAUCUUGCCGCUUUCAUCCUCAACAUGGCAAUGGCCGGGCUGGCCAUUUUAUUUGCGGCAAUGACAUACAUGUAUCUUCGACGACAGAACGCUAAGUUGGAUCGCGGCGAGGAUCUUGGAAAGAACGGCCCUACUCCCGUCCAGCAAGCAGCUGGCUUCAGAUAUCUUGCAUAA